Babesia bovis T2Bo is the source of this 1014-nucleotide messenger RNA. RefSeq names its product Der1-like family protein. Lineage: Eukaryota; Apicomplexa; Aconoidasida; Piroplasmida; Babesiidae. The record is from RefSeq and is a predicted model, not a curated record. Gene Ontology annotation, cellular component: endoplasmic reticulum membrane; Hrd1p ubiquitin ligase ERAD-L complex. Gene Ontology annotation, molecular function: misfolded protein binding; ubiquitin-specific protease binding. Gene Ontology annotation, biological process: endoplasmic reticulum unfolded protein response. The transcript has a single exon. The coding region runs from base 182 to 970 and encodes 262 amino acids.
AAAUAUGUCAUAUUUAACAAGCUGUACAGCAUAAUAAUAUUGUUUUAUCUAUAUUUAUUGCCAAAAUAUAUACAAUAGCUCCAGGCACACUGUGGAUUGACGAAGUAAUAUUAGCUUAAUGGCUGGUUUAUAAAGCUUGUGUGUAUCUCUCAUUCUAAUAGGAUACUAUUUUAAAUGUUAAAUGUGGAACACGAUGGAUGGACAAGGACCGGAGGCUUGGUAUGCAUCCUUGCCCAAAGUCACCAAAACUAUAAUAACAUCAAUGUUCAUUCUGACGUUGUUUACUACAUUUAAGAUCAUAUCUUUACAAAGUAUUGUACUUGAUUGGCAAAUUAUUCGUAAAACAUAUGGUGUACACCGAAUAUUAUUGGCAUGUCUAUAUGCAGGUCAGUUCUCAUUUAGGUGGGUUAUUCAAGCGUAUAUGUUCUCACAAUUCUCUACUACACUAGAGAGGAACCCAGUAUUCAGUAGUUCAGUCGGCUCGUAUCUAUAUUUCAUUUUGAUAGAGGUAGUGUUGAUCUGUCUGAUCAGCCUAAUCUUCUACUGGCCUUCAGGAUUCCCAUUUCUUAAUGAUGCGCUGAUGUUUUCAAUAUUAUACUACUGGUCAAAACGCGACAUGUGGAACUCGGUGUCGAUAUAUGUAUUCACGGUUAAAGCAUAUCAGUUGCCUUAUGCUAUGCUUUUUCUCAACUUCAUCAUGGGCGCUCCCAUGAUAAUUAACAUUAUCGGUAUGAUUGCCGGCCACAUAUAUUACCUUAUAAGGGAAGUUUUGCCAACUAUGGGAUACAAAAAUUACGUAUCGAAAACCCCUCACUGGAUAGACUACAUCGCCGGAAGACUUGAUGCGAUGUAUGAGUAUGCUGGCCUAAAUAUGGGACAGAGACCAUUCUCAGGACCUUAUAAUCUAUAUCGGCAAAGACCAAUACGUAUUCCAUUUACUGGUAGAGGUGUGCGUUUGGGUACACUGUGAUAUGUUUUAACUUAUAAAACCAGCGUACAUAACUUUCUAGGCCG